GUGUCCACCUAACGUUCAGCAUAUAUUCAGUUCUCUCAUCAGCUCCUCAAUCAAUCUCCAUUUAUUCAUAUUCUUCUUCUUUAUUUGCUAACCACUACUCUAAUUUCAGCAACCAGAGUCUGAUUAAAUUUCACCAUGAAAUAUUUCUCUUCCUUCACCCAGAAAGCAAUAAUGAUCUCCACCCUCUUCUUAGUUUUUUCUCUGAAUUCUGUCACUAUCCUAGCAACCAUAGAAUCACCACCACCGGCACCAACUUCAUGCCUGAACAAGUGUGGAUCAAUUCCAUUAAAAUAUCCGUUCGGCGCCGGUUUUGGUUGCGGUUCUCCACGUUUCUACCCAUCCAUCACUUGCUCAUCAUCAUCACCAUCUAAGUCAUCAUCAGACAGCAACAUCAUCACCAUCCCUCAAGACCAUGAACAAGAAGAUGAGCAACUCAUCCUCACAACUCAUGCAGGCACAUACCCAAUAACUUCAAUAUCAUACGAAACUUCCACCUUGACCAUCAACCCAACACAGAUGUCUACAUGUUUAUCCAUGCACUCUUCUCCCAACUUCGGCCUCGACUGGUCUUCACCAUUCCAGCUUGGCCCAUCUCUGUUCAUCCUCAUAGGUUGUCACCCUCCUACUUCUGCACUCUUCUCCAAAGGAAAUCCCAUUUGUGAUGCUUCAUAUAAUCAUCUAUGUGCGUCUCUACACUCCUGUCCUUCUAUACUCUCACUUGGCCUGCCCAUCUACUCUUCGACCGAUACUUGUUGCGUCUACUCCCCGGCGAACCUGAACGCCAAAGGAGAUUUGGAUAUCAAUGCACUGAAAUGUGCAAGUUAUGUCUCGGUUGUUUCACUCGGCGAUAUUCCGACAGACCCGAAUCGGUGGGAAUAUGGGUUGGCUUUGAAGUAUAAUCAAGUUGGAUUGGAUCAUAUCAAUUACAACAUUGAAAUGAUUUGUAAUGCUUGUGAGAAAAGUGAUGGUGUUUGUGGGUAUUCUCCACCAAAGAAUAACUUUGUUUGUGUUUGUAAGAAUGGGAAUAGUAGUUCCGACUGUUACAAUGUGAAUAAUCAGAUCCUCGUCAGCUGUGACCCACCUCUACAAUGAUUGGACUUAAUUCCAUAGCUACCUAUCCACCAAUCCAACCCCUAAUCCCCAUACCAAUCACUUAAUCCAACGGCUCAGACCACCCAUAUAUUAAAUCCCUUCUCAUCAGUUGAUUAUACUAACCCAAAUCAAAAACCACAAAUUCAACGGUCAGUAAUCAAUCACACUGUAUCUACGAAAAGCCCAGUUUUACAAUAAAAAAUGGAAUAAGAAGAAGAAUAAAUAAAAAUAAAAAGGCAGUCUUUUUGAAUAAAAAAGAAACAGAGGAGAAGAAGGAUAUUCAUAGGAUUCAUCAACAGAGUGAGUGA
This is a messenger RNA of Papaver somniferum (opium poppy), 1400 nucleotides long. RefSeq lists its product as uncharacterized. NCBI's taxonomy places the organism in Eukaryota, Viridiplantae, Streptophyta, Magnoliopsida, Ranunculales, Papaveraceae. The transcript has 2 exons. Bases 136 to 1092 code for a protein of 318 amino acids. The record is from RefSeq and is a predicted model, not a curated record.